GCAAAAUAAAUGCCUGCGUGGUCCGUCCAAUAUUAUCUUCCCCUUCAAUGUGCACUAAUUUGUUCUAGGCAAAGCGUGGGGAUUUUAUAACUCUGUUGCAUGAGCUCUCUGUAAUUGGAGUAGUUAGUUGGUGUGCGUUUGUGUAAUCUAAUUUAUCUAGUUUCUCAGACUGUACAUUCAACAUGGGGACAGAGCAUGUGGGGAAUGAUGUCGUUUCUAGAGAGAACUUUCAGCCAUGUGCCGAAGACAUACAGAGGUGGAUGGCUAAUGCCUUUGACAUGGCAAAAGAAGCUCUGGAGAAUGGUGAGGUGCCUGUUGGAUGUCUCAUGGUCUACAACAAUGAGAUUCUUGGAAAGGGGAGAAAUGAAGUGAAUGAAACAAAAAAUGCCACUCGCCAUGCUGAGAUGGUGGCUCUGGACCAGGUGCUGGAGUGGUGUCGUCAUAGAGACCUGGACCCCAGGACAGUGUGUGAGAGGACUGUGCUCUACGUGACUGUGGAGCCUUGCAUUAUGUGUGCAGGAGCUCUUCGCCUGACCAACAUUCCUCUAGUGGUCUAUGGGUGUAAUAAUGACAGGUUUGGUGGCUGUGGAUCUGUUCUAGACAUCCCCUCUGCUGAUCUACCUCACACUGGCUCAUCAUUUAAGUGUAUCUCUGGCUUCAGAGCAGAGGAAGCAGUGGAGAUGCUGAAGACUUUUUAUAAACAGGAGAACCCUAAUGCUCCCAAGCCGAAAACAAGGAAGGAGUGAGAUUUUGAUUUUGUCCAGCAGGGGGCUCUAGACUUUAAGAAAUUAGGUGAGGAGCAGAGAAGGAUGACGUAAAGGGAGUAGCUAACCAAGCUUUUUCCCUAAAUAGACUUGGAUUUGUCUGUCUGACAAAGGAAUCAAAUAGAUUUUUUUGUGUUCUCACUUAUUUGCUCAGCUGUUUGUGUUAGUACUCAUUUUAAUUUUCAUAUUAUUGACCGUAUAUUAGACCCUUGCAGUAUAGUUUGUCUGGACACUAUCCAGGACCUGGAAAGUGGCUUGAUUGCUGCAACGCUUUGCAGGCUCUGUAUCUUUCCUGUGUGGUUGGCUAUGUGAGGAGCUGCUGCUGACUUUAUUAUGGUUAUUAGUGUACAGUACCAAGUAGACAGAAACUGUCCGGACUGCAUUAUUGUCUGGGUUCUCUUCUCCAUGUUCUCAUCUAACCCAGAUGUGAUCUCACUCCGAGCACCCUGGGUCUAGGAUGAGCUGAGCUUAAGGCAGGUGCCAGGGGCCCCUCAGCAACCUCUAAAGGAGCUCUCUCUCUCUGGCGUCAGUCAUCAACUACCGUCAUGGAUCUGAAAUCAGUGUUGCCCCCCCGAGGCCAUUUCCCACUCCAAUGUAUCAUGUCUGUGAUAGUUUCUGUGUUUGGUAUGCAGGUCUUGGAUUGUUAAGUACUGGCGUCGUCAUGUACAAUAGGAUGGUGGGGUUCUCUACUUUGAAAAUGUUGUGAUUACUAAGUGGCAUAGCUGUUUUGUGAUUUAUUUAUUUUCUGCUGAAGAACAAAUACGUAUUCACACCGUUAGUCUCAGCGGGAGAAGGAACACUGAAUAGUAUAAUAGACUGGGAGCGCCGAUGCAGACAGUCCUGUCUCUCCUACUGAAUGACUAGGCCAGAAAUCACUUCAGAGGGACCAUAUUUCAAUGAGGGACCAACUUAUUUCAGAUCAGAAAUGAGACAAAUGUCCGUUCCAUCGACUCCCGCGGGUAUUUUGAUCUCAGUCUCAGUAACCACCAACACUCACACCAGGACUGCAGUUUGGUGUUUGACAAUGAAUGUGUUUGUAGCAACGAGCACAGCUGUGUGGGGUAAAAGUCAGUCUGAAACGCCUCCCCGUCACUUGCAGCAGGCAGGCAGCAUCCCUCAGCCUUAAAGAGAGGUUUCUUCCCUGGACAGGAUCAGGAACAGAGGAACUCACCGCCCCGUCAGCAUCAGACAGUUCUGGUUGUACCAGCUCCAAAUGACCUGCUGUAGCUUUCACUAUGGUUUAACACGCUCUCUUGUAAAUCUAAUCAAAUGUUUUUAAAUGUGUAAAAUGUUCUCUUUAUUUAGUUCAACUACCGUGUGUGGUUUAUUCACCAAUGUUGAUGUUGUGGAUAAACACUUUGUGAAGGUGACAAUGUAAGUUUGAAGAAUUGCGAACCUCUAGCUAGUGAUCACCAUUGCUAUAUCUACAGGAAAUUUGACAAUUUAUUUCAGAUUUUCAGUAACUGACUGGAGAACAGGGAUUAUCACCUACCGGCUGCAGUGUGAUUAUUCUUACUCACUUAAUAUCUUCACUUCCCCCUGGCUUUGUGUAUUAUGACUCAUUCCUUUAAAGGUUUCAAAUCUUUGAUGAUUGCAGCUGUGGCGAUUUAGAUGCAAUCUCUUGCCCUUGGGUACAUUCUAACUAUACAACCCCCCCCUGAAAGUCACUCCUGUAGAGCUCUGCUGCUACAGCCAAAGUACCACUCAGGAUCCCUGCCUAAGACUGGCACAGUACACUUGCUCAGCUGCCCGCCCGCCCACACACAUCCGGCAGACACGCACACACACACCUUGCCAAAGGAUCUGUACUCUGUAUUUUCUGUGCUUGGAGGCUGCAGGGGUUGAGAACCAUCACAGUGAGUACUUGGAGCCACGAUGCAGAGCUAUAUCUGGGCCUCCAUCUUGUGGCUGCAGAUUUAGCUGCAUUGUUUUCCACCUAGUGGGGCCUGGAGACAGAAAGGCUGCAUUUAAACAGCUUUUACCUCCACUGAUGUGGAUACACGUCGAGCAGUAAUGUUAUUUGGGCUGGCUCUGGCAUUUCUGCCUCAGUUUGUAGUCAUGACACUUUUGGCUUUGACUAAGCCUUGCAUGUUGUUCAAGCUUUUCCUGCUUACCGAAUACCGUUUUUGCCCUAAUUGCAAUGCUAAUGAAUGCCAGCAAAAUCCUUCAAAAUGCAUUCAAUUUGUCACCUCCACAUGGGGGACCGGCAGUGUUAAUGAGAAGACUGAAGUGUCGUUCUCUUGUUAUCAAGCUGACAGAAAGCUUGCGACUGUGCACACAUUCCGCCAUUACAAAAGUGUAUACAAAACAACUUACCCGGGCAAAGAUGUCAUUCUCUAUCAGGAUGAAAAACCACAGUUGUCAAGAGCACCUAUUUCUGUUUCACUAGAGAGGGAUGGAUGAGAAGGGUUUCAUUUUUCCAUCUAAUUGAGCUGACAGCUGUUAUUACAGGAGUUGGUUCUGGUGGUACACUUUGAGGUUUUGUUGAAUAUAAAAGUGAGGAUAGCUAGAGAGGAGAUAUAGUAUGCUCUGGUAUUUGCCUGUUUUGGCUCUGUUUAAACAUUGGUGUUAAUAGGGUUGUAAUAAAUUGCCAGUCUGUUUAAAAAUGAUAAACAGCAGCAGAGAUCAUGUCACUCUCGAAAUAAACGUACAGCCACUCAAAGAAUGUACCAACUGUUUCUAUUAUAUACUGUGGUAUACUUACAUUAUAGGCUAACAUUAUUUCGAGAGCUUUUGAGGUCUGUCUCCCAGAGUUACUAGAGCCUUGGAAUAGCUGUGAAUAAAAAUACAUAUUAUGGGUACAUUU
Salvelinus fontinalis (brook trout) is the source of this 3570-nucleotide messenger RNA. RefSeq names its product adenosine deaminase tRNA specific 2 (gene adat2). Gene Ontology annotation, biological process: tRNA wobble adenosine to inosine editing. Lineage: Eukaryota; Metazoa; Chordata; Actinopteri; Salmoniformes; Salmonidae. Gene Ontology annotation, molecular function: tRNA-specific adenosine-34 deaminase activity; zinc ion binding. The record is from RefSeq and is a predicted model, not a curated record. Gene Ontology annotation, cellular component: cytoplasm; nucleus. The coding region runs from base 183 to 746 and encodes 187 amino acids. The transcript has 6 exons.